UGUACAGUCAGGAACAGUUCAUUCCAGCACCUGGAUGCGAGCACAGAGUCCUUAUGCUUACUUUCUAUGUGUCCUGGGGGAAGCGUGGUGCUGCAGAACGGUGUUCGAUCAGUGGUUUUAGAAAAUCCCCAUACGACUACGGCCUUGGAGCGCGCGUCCGCGGCCCAAUGACAGCGCGUAAUGCUGCGAGACCGGAGUGAAUCAAGGGGACUUGGUGCUCGCGGAGCGCGCGGUGAUGGAGGAAAGCCGUCGUGAAAACAGUUGCCAUGGAAACUUGCACCAAGACGACGAUGGCAACGGCGUUAUCAUCAGUGCUGCCAGUGAGCGGUCCACGCCUCCGAGAUUAGCUGCUGAGAGUGUCGAGAGUUUGCCUUUAGAGGAGCUGCUCAGACGUACCUGCCUUUUCCCAGACUGAACAACUGACUAAAAGGUUUUUAGAUCAAGAGUGUGAAGUGGGUUCUUGAUCCUGAGAGGUUCAGAAGUGACAGGAUCUCACUGAGUGGGGUGUGUGUAGAGUCUUCAGGAGCAGCGUAGUACAAUACAACAAGCAGCAUACCAACAGUCUUUUUAUCAGCAUUCCUCUAAUAGCACUGAUGCACUAAAAUACCCUACCAGUCACUGAGGGGUGGAGACUCUUAUCAUCGAGACACGCCCCCUUCCCAUCCACUUUUUCUGCGGUCACAGAGAUGUACGGGGGUGCUCGGGGUGUGAGCCACGUCGAGGGCAGCCCGGCGCGCUCCCCACGCCUGCCCCGAUCACCCCGUCUGGGCCACCGCCGGGCGGCAAGCAAUAGUUCGGGCGGCAAGACCCUCUCCAUGGAGAACAUCCAGUCACUGAAUGCUGCCUAUGCCACCUCCGGCCCCAUGUACCUGAGCGACCACGAGGCCGUCGGCUCCGCCUCCACCUACCCCAAGGGCACCAUGACGCUGGGCCGGGCCACCAGCCGUGCCAUGUAUGGCGGCAGGGUCACUGCCAUGGGCAGCAGCCCCAAUAUCGCAUCCGUGGGCCUGCCACACGCUGACCUGCUCUCGUACGGGGAGUUAGGCUCUCUGGGCAUGCUACAGCACCACCAGCAGGGGGCACUGCUGCGCCAGGCCAUGAGGGGCCAGGGCGGCGAACUGCUGGAGCUGCAGGCUCAGGUCAGGGACAUGCAACGCGAGAACGACCUCCUGCGGCGUGAGCUGGACCUGAAGGAGAGCAAGCUGGGCUCCUCCACCAACAGCAUCAAGAGCUUCUGGAGCCCAGAGCUGAAGAAGGAGCGAGUGAUGAGGAAAGAAGAGGCGGCACGCACUUCCAUCCUGAAAGAGCAGAUGAGGCUGACUCACGAGGAGAAUCAGCACCUACUGGACGCCCGCAGGACAAAGCACCUUCAGAUGACCAUCCAGGCCCUGCAGGAUGAGCUGCGUACCCAGCGCGACCUCAACCACCUGCUGCAGCAGGAGAGCAGCUCGCGGGCAUCUGGGGCUGACCACUUUGCCACCAUUGAACUCACAGAGGAGAACUUCCGCCGGCUACAGGCUGAGCAUGACCGGCAGGCCAAGGAGCUCUUCCUCCUGAGGAAGACGCUGGAGGAGAUGGAGCUGAGGAUUGAGACGCAAAAGCAGACGCUGGGGGCCAGGGAUGAGUCCAUCAAGAAGCUCCUGGAAAUGUUGCAGAGCAAAGGGCUCCCCCCGGUGGCAGGGAGGGCAUCCGAGGAGGAAGAGCAGGAGAGGGCGAGGCGUAUCGCCGAGGCUGAGGCCCAGCUUGGCCACUUGGAGGUCAUCCUGGACCAGAAGGAGAAGGAGAAUAUCCACCUGAGAGAGGAGCUUCAUCGAAGAAACCAGCUGCAUCAGGACCCGAGCAAGACUAAAGCCCUGCAGACUAUUAUAGAGAUGAAGGACACCAAGAUUGCGUCCCUGGAGCGAAACAUCCGAGACCUGGAAGACGAGAUCCAGAUGCUGAAGGCCAAUGGCCUGCUGAGCACAGAGGAUCGUGAGGAGGAGAUUAAACAGAUGGAGGUCUACAAAAACCACUCCAAGUUCAUGAAGACCAAGAUUGAUCAGUUGAAGCAGGAGCUCUCUAAAAAGGAGUCGGAGCUGUUGGCACUGCAGACGAAACUAGAAACUCUAAACAACCAGAACUCUGACUGCAAACAGCACAUUGAAGUGCUCAAAGAGUCCCUCACUGCGAAGGAGCAGCGUGCUGCUAUCCUACAGACAGAGGUGGAUGCGCUGCGUCUGCGUCUGGAGGAGAAAGAGUCCUUCCUAAACAAGAAGAGCAAGCAGCUCCAGGAUCUGACUGAGGAGAAGGGGACCCUCGCGGGGGAGAUCCGCGACAUGAAGGACAUGCUGGAGGUCAAGGAGCGGAAGAUCAACGUCCUGCAGAAAAAAAUUGAGAACCUGCAGGAGCAGCUACGGGACAAGGAUAAGCAGCUGGGCAACCUCAAGGACAGAGUGAAGUCUCUGCAGACUGACUCCAGCAACACAGACACUGCUCUCGCCACUCUGGAGGAGGCUCUGUCCGAGAAGGAGCGCAUCAUUGAGCGUCUGAAGGAGCAGAGAGAGAGAGAGGACAGGGAGAGGAUGGAGGAAAUGGAUGCUUACAAGAAAGAGAACAAAGAUCUCAAGGAGAAGGUUAGCACUCUGCAGGUGGAGUUAACCGAGAAGGAGUCGAGUCUGAUAGAUCUGAAAGAGCAUGCGUCUUCCCUGGCCUCCUCUGGCCUCAAGAAAGACUCCAAGCUCAAGUCGCUGGAAAUCGCCAUCGAGCAGAAGAAAGGAAGGAGUGCAGUAAGCUGGAGACUCAGCUUGCAGAAGCAAGCUGAGCAGCUGUUCAAUCAGAUGAACAACCCUAAAGCCCAUGAGGUGGAGGUCCAGCAGGGCUCUCGGGCAAACCCUGACUACAUGGAGCGGGUGAAGCUCCUGGAGAAGGAGGUGUCCUUCUUUAAGGAGGAGUCAGGCAAGGCCCAGGCAGAGGUGGAGAGGCUUCUGGAGAUUCUCCGCGAGGUGGAAACCGAGAAGAACGACAAGGACAAGAAGAUCGCGGAGCUAGAAAGCCUUGCUCCUAGGCAAGGCAAAGAUCAAAACAAAAAGGGUCCCGACAUCAAGCUCGGCCAGCAGGGAGAGAAAAAGGGCAGUGGCAUCCUUCAAGACCCUCGAAAGGACAUUCCCAUGGACAUUCCCAAGAUGGAGGAACUGAUGAACGUGCUGGAGAAGACGCGACAGGAGCUGGAGGCCACCAAGCAGCGUCUGUCUUCCACGCAGCAGUCCUUGGCCGAGAGGGACGGCCACCUGACCAGCCUCGGGCAGGAAAGGCGCAAGCAGCUGGAGGAGAUUCUGGAGAUGAAGCAGCAGGCACUGCUGGCUGCCAUCAGUGAGAAAGAUGCUAAUAUUGCCCUACUGGAGCUCUCCUCCUCCAAUAAGAAGAAGACACAGGAGGAAGUGAUGUCAUUGAAGCGUGAGAAGGACCGGCUGAUGCAGCAACUCAAGCAGCAAACCCAGAACAGAAUGAAGCUAAUAGCAGAUAACUACGAAGAUGAUCACUACCACUCACAUGGCCCCCCUCACCACAUCCAACCGCAACCACCUCAUCCACACCCACAGCCUCCACCUCAGCCCCAGCCGUUGUACCCCCACGCCCAGCUGCCCCAACAACAGGCCCCAUACCCACACGUCCCGCACGUGCAACACCCACAAGCCCCUCCCCAUCACCCUCACCCCCAGCAAGCACCUCAGCCACAGUACCCCCAACACCCCCAACACCCUCAGCCCCCUGGCCCCCAUCAGCACCCAGCCCGGCCCCAACAGCCCCACCCACAACACCCGCACGGAGGUCCCCCUCCCCAGCAACACCCACCACACCCACAACACCCACAUGGGCCACCACCCCAGCAGGGACCUCACCCCCAACACCCACAACACCCCCACCACCCCCCUCAUGCUGGACCUCACGGCCCUCAUCCCCGACACCCGCCUCCACACCAUCGUGGCCCCGCCCGCGGACCCCCCCAUCCUGGACACCGACCAUCCCCAGAUCCAGAUGACGAGGAGGGUAUUUGGGCAUAACCAUAUCCAAACCAAAGCUAUGAUGAUUUUUAUGGGAUUACUUAGUAACAUUUGGAGGUGCAUAGCCAUGCAGAUGAAACUACAUAUUAUUCACUUGGCCGGACCCUAUCUACCAACAGACCCAUCAUUCUGGAGGAGGCCUUCACAGGAAUAUAAGCAGGAGGGGUGUGUGGCGCGAGCGUGCAGGCUAACAUCUGAACAGGUGGGAGACAGGCUCAGGUGGAGAGGUGUACAGGCUUGGAUGGAGGAAACGACACGGGCACCUCUUGCUUAAUGGAGUUACACUGAGAAACAACUGCCUUGGAUGACUCACUGCACCUACUCAAGAGAGCCUUGAAAGACAUCUUCAGCGGAUCCUUCUGAUCCCUGUGCUCCUGUGCAUUGUCUCCGCCCCUCUCCUGCCUGUCUACGUCCAGUCAUAUAGGGCCGCGUCUGCGCAAGUGCUUCACUCCACCCCCUCUUUGACUAAGCCGCUCAGAUUGCACAAUGGGUCACAGCAAUUAAAAUAAAAUGAAUCUUGUCCCGCCUCUUCAUCUUGAGGAAUCUUUUGCCAAGUAUUGCCAUUUUCAGUUUUUUUUUUUGUUUGUUUGUUUAGUUGUUCAAAUUAGCACUAGAUAAAGUCUUACGAGUUCAUUUUCAGUACAUAUCAGGGUCACCAAAUUCCCUUAAACCACUUGAUUAAGGGAAUUUUUGUGCUGUACUGGUUCUGAUUCUCCAGUGGUCUGUAGCGUGGUCUCAGUGAUUUUAGCCUGUGGUAGGUUCAGCCUUCCAGCUUGUUUAGAUCCUGUCAUUGCUGUGUAAUGUCACCGGAGCUAAUGGUCUUAAAUCUCCAUAUGCAGGGCUGCAUUUGACUCUUGUAAUCAGUCUCCAGCUUGCGGACUAGCUGGUCCUACCGUACUGUGGCCUGCACUAUUUUUGCUCCAGCCAUAAUAGCUGCCCCAUUGGAGCUCCUGCUUUGGUUUUUGUGGUGUGACAGCAUGCACCUAUGCACCUCCUCCACCCUCAAAGCUGGGCGGGAGCUUCAGAAGCUCCGCCCGCCAACACCCGCCCCACCAUCGUUAUGAUGAAGAGCACUCAACUGGCCUCUGAUCAAAGAAAGUUGCAACUCCUACCCUUCUCCAGGGUUCAGUUAAUGGUGCUUUUACUGGUGCUCAUGCCCAACACGGAUGGAGACAGCCAUUUCUACUCUGACCAGUGUCCUGAUGCACACACUCAUGUGAAGGGCGUUGUUUUACUAUGACUCUUCAGAACUGCCGAAGCCUGGUCAGCGAAUGUGUCUCUAGUGUUCAUAGGUCUAAAGUCAGUGUUUCGAUGCUUGUUUGAUGAUAAGAAAUGUAUCAGCAUGUGCCCUGUUCAUAUCAGUCUGGAGAUUAUACAACAGACAUAUGCACAUUGGAGAAGCCCUCACAGGAGCUUCCCUUCUGCACCUGCACUCAUGCCCUGCAGGAAGCUCGAACAUCCCCCCAGUCUGGUUACUGGAAACCACUGGUGUCCCACUCCUUUAGGCCGCAAAGAGAGCCAGGAUGUCCUUCACCCCUUUAAUCCAAGCGUGAAGGAGUGCCUUUUGGGACAUGAUCAGGUCAAAGGUCAAAAGGUCAUGGCCUGAGUGUUCUGAUGGAGGAUGGGGUCGCUCCACCUCUUGUUCUUGUUCUACUGCCCCUCAUUCCUGUGGCAAGAAUACUUGUGCCCUCCCUCACCCUUAUUACUCCUCUCAACAUAGUGGCUAGUGCCUCAGCCGAGUAGAUCUAUACAUUAAUUCUU
Messenger RNA from Electrophorus electricus (electric eel), 5801 nucleotides. Lineage: Eukaryota; Metazoa; Chordata; Actinopteri; Gymnotiformes; Gymnotidae. The record is from RefSeq and is a predicted model, not a curated record.